UAGUGUUGAUAUUGGGACGGGUACCUGUACACCUCUGUAAACACGUACACCACACUACAGCUUACCUGUAUGGGUGCCCUACCCAGGGGGAACGGUAUGGAGUUUAACAUCUAGUCGUGUUUAAAUUAUAGGAUAUGAGCGAUACGUGAGCAUGGUCACCCUAUAGUGUGUGUUAUAGAAUACAGAUGAGUGGCAGGAUACACAGAAGAUAAUAUGUGAAUUCUUGCAACCAGUCCACAACUAAGUGACCAUGUCAAAGAAAACCAAACCGGAAGUACUUCACAGAAAUCUGGAGAAAGCCAUUCAACAAAACAACACAGAGAAAAUUUUAAGUUUAGUUGUUAACGAGAAUGUGGACGUGAAUUCACGAGACAUCAGUCAUGACCUGUUAACGAUCCUCAUGAAAGUAUGCUAUCUAGAAAUUCCUGAUCGUGAUAUCGUUGAUAUUAUAAACGAGGUUCUGGAACGAGAACCUGACGUCAAUAUGCAAGAUUCCCUGGGAAGGACUGCAAUAAUGCAUGCAUGUAUUUCCGGUAAAGGUGACGUAGUGGACUGUCUAGUCAGUGACCCGGAUAGUCGUAUCGAUAUAUUUGACUUUGACGGAAAUUCUGCCCUUAUGUACGCUGUGAAAACCGGAAGUUUACCGAUCGUUAAGAGGAUUCUUGACCAUCCGGGCGGUUUGGCAUUAUUGGAUGUAUAUGAUACCAAUGGAUUGUCUCCCCUGACGUACACGAAGGAUAAGGGAGAACCACGAUUGUACAAGUUGUUGACUUCGUAUCAGAAAAAUUUCCCUCAGAAUAAUGAGCGUCAAGCUAAGAAAACGAGGAGUCCUCAUUUACCGCCGCCAUAUUCUCCACGGCUGGAGCGAUUAAGGAAACAAGGGCAAACACCUCCCGAUGCUUUGAAUAGGUCAUUUGAACGAACCUCGCCUAAAUCUAUUUAUAUCGAUGACGAAACACGUCAUUCCCUAUCUCUCAGUACACCUAAACUAAAGCGCAGGAAUUUCAGGAGUUCUGACGCAAUUAAGUGUGGACGGGAAGUCAAUCUUCCUAUCAUUCGCAGGACAGACAGCUCAGAAAAUUGUACGGAUUAUCACCAGAGUCCAUUAGUGUCAAGACUUAAAGAGCGCCGGAAUUCACUUUCACUUCCGGACCUGCGUGAUAUGUCUGGAUGUCUAGUAGCUUCCGGUGAAAGUACUCCCGUUUAUCCCAGUAGUUCUGAGGGGUACUCCAGCGAAGAAGAGGAAGAUGAUUCUAUAUUCGGUCCUUACAAGUCUCCGAGAAAACAAGUUAAUAAACAAGUUAAAAAGUGUUUGUCAGAAAAUCAAAUUACAUUUCCACAAAUCAAGACUCCCCCUAAGAACAAACAGCUACAGCGGACGAUGACAGACACAUGUGUUUUUGGAAUCGGCAAAAAGGAUGGCGGUCGAAACAACAAAAAGAUUCAUAUACCUUCUGGACUCUUAUAGCACUGCAUACCUUGUAGAAGGACUUUACUACAAACCUAACCUCAUAAGAGAAACACAAGAUACAGCAGUGCAUAGUAUUGAAGAAUGAUAUAGAAAAAAAUAAACAACUGCGAAAAAAAUGAAAUAACAGCUAAAACAAAAAAAAAACGACAUGAAAUCAGAGUUAAGAUUUGGUAUAGCAGUGGACGGUAUUUCACGAUAAUGCAAAUCAUGAAAUGUCAGUUCAAAGCAUUAAACAACUGUGCAAACACUAAAACCUCUAAAAAUGCAAAACACUGAAAAAAAUAAUUCAUGUAAAUAUGGAACUGUCCAACACCUUAAAUAAUCUGAUGAUUUCCGUGUUUAGGACGGCAUCUCGUACACUCAGUACUGUUCUAUAGUGUGACAAUUAUGGCGUUACACCUCACCAAACAUUGUUUUACUGCAAAUGGCGUACAAGCAAUGGCGUAUCAGUAAAACCCAUUCUCAUAACAAUGGUUAUGUUUGCAUUAGAUAAAUAUCGCAAUCUCAGGACAACUAUCGGUACCGAGUCGCUAUUAAGCGAUUGUACAUUGUAUCUCAUUCACAGUGUCAUAUUUCCCUUGUGGUAUUGUACUGUUGAUAAAAAAACUCACAUCACAAAAUCAAAUUAAAGGUUAUAUACGGGCAAAUAAAAUUGUGUGAAUCUGUCAAAAUCAAUAUUUGAUAUUUUUCCGCGUUUUAACCCUUUCACCCCUAGGUAACUUUAGUAGACUUUACCAUGCAUUUAUCGGGACGAGUCCAUUAUGAUCUACAAUGGUGAAAGGUUUAAUGUUAAUACUCGUGUUUCCCGAUUUCAACGUCUUGAAAAUAAAACGAUAACUUCUAUAUAGGAAACAUACCGAAAACUGCCUCCCUUCAGAUCAUUAAGGUACGUUUACAAUUGCAAAGUUUAUUAUUAAUUAGUAGACUUUAAUAUACAUUUAUCGGGACGAGUCCAUUAUGGUCUAAAGUGAUGAAAGGGGUAAUGCGGUAAUGCUAAUACUCGUGUUAUAAUAAAAUUGCAGGGAAUUCCCGGUAUUAAUAAAAGAUUCACAUUCAAUUUUUUCUCACUUUCAUCGGCUAGCGAAUAGAGCGACAAGUUAUAUAUAGGAAACAUACCGGAUGUAACCUCCAUUCAGAUCAUCCAGAAAAAAUAGGAAAGGAUUGCUGGUGAUUUUUAUCUAAGGUAGCAUUGCUAUAACUAUUUACUCGUAGUUUUCAUGUUUUCUUUUCCUAUUAUUUACGUAAUCAGAGUCCGUAUUUAUGAAACCAUUUUCAUGCUAAAGCAUGAUUUUUGUGCUCACACCCACUCUCUUGUAACUCGCUUAAAUCUUGUCAUACAGUCAAAAAGUCAAGUGUAAGCAAUGAAAACUUGUUCGGCUUAAAGCCUUUCCAAAUAUCUUACAUAUCAUUGAAAAGAAUAUAAUCAAUUGAUAAAUGUAUCACUGGCAUGUGAAAAAGGGCUGAAGUACAGAAUAUUGAAUUGCGCAAGAGAACAGUAGCAUGAAUACGAGCCCUGGUGUCGAUUGGUGGUGUGCUUUACCAUAACAAUGGGAUUCUUCGUACCUAUUUCUACACUUACUCAAAUGUGAAUGUACCUUGAGGUUUACCGGCAACACAGGAGGACAAGCGGGUAUUAUCUUCAUAAAAUUAAAAUUUAUGUUUAAUUGACAGAACAGGUCAAAUAUAUUCCACUACAAUGCUAUCAUCAGUCAAGUUGUGAGAUCACUGGUAUUUCAGAGAGAGACUAUAACAUCUCUUAUAUUAAAAACUACACUUGGAAAUAGUUUAUAUAUCUCCUUCUUCGAUAUUCAAGGGUUGCGCUCUGAACAAUUGUUAAAGCAAACAAGCUAGCACAUCACACCACAGUAAUACUACCGGGAGGGUGGGAGCUAUGAGCAUGCGGCCAUUCGUGUGGCUGUUACUGAAAGAAUGGCCGAGCGCAUUGUGAUGAAAAUGAGGCGGUUUCAACAAUUUUCGGAAUUAGUCAAAACGAGGCUAAAAAAUACGGAUUGGCUUAGUAUGCAUACUUACCCUGUACCCUUGGAAUGCACCAUGAUAAAAUCGAAGGCUGACGUUUGUCUACUGUAUACCGGGAAACUUUCAAACUGUCAAAUAUUAGCCUUUCAACAGUAAACGUCAUGUUCGCCCAUCGUUAUUUUUGCCCUGCACAUGUAAUUACUAGAAAGGGUAUAUUCGUAUUCGUUGUCAUGAUAAUUUUACCCUCAUUGCGGAGGGCGAAAAAGGCGAAAUUUUAAUUGCGGCGACAAUUAUCAUUCAAUGGUGAUAGCUUAGUUCCAAACCUUGAAAUAUUAUCAUUCGAGAUCAAAGUCCGUCAAUUUAACAAUUACGCUGCCGUGUGAAUCACUUAUAUAUUUAAUCAAAGCUUUACUCUGAGAUCACAGCUCUACCGUCAAUUCCUUCACGACCAGUAAGACGUGUUCAGGGAUUUGGGUUCUUUGAUGACAAAUUCAUGGGUUGAAGAGUUGUUUCUGGGAUGAAAAGAUCCUCAGUUCUAGAGUUGACUCUGUGAUGACAUAAUCCUGGGUUUAUGAGCUCAAUCCGUGAUGACAAAAUCCUCGGUUCCAGAUUUGAUUCUGUGAUAACAAAAUCCAAGGUUAAAGAGCUGAUUCUGUGAUGACAAAAUCCUGGGUUUAUGAGUUUAAUCCGUGUUGACAAAUGCCUCAGUUCAAAAGAUGAUUCUUUGUUGAAGAGUAAAUGGAAGGUAUGAAGGGUACAACUGAAGUUCGAAGAUAUAUUUUUCAAAAAUAACAUAUGCAAGAAAUCAGGUAAUACGAUCACAUGCAUAUUUUGAAUUUUAUUAUUAGAGAUGUGUGUUUGUGUAUUGUUGUUUGUAUUUAAAUGUGUUAUUUCCCGUUAUUUAUUACUAUACAGUUCUGUGUCUGCAUUGUUGAUAUUACUAAUGUCAUUUUAAUUUCUUUUUACAUAUGUGACACCUCAGAAUCUAUCUGCAAUAAUACUGACUAUAUAAAUCUAUAUAUUUUUGUACAAUAUGAAUCUGUUUUAGAUAUUAUCUAUAAUACAUGUUUGCAUGCUAUAUCGAAUAAAAAUUAUGAAAUA
This is a messenger RNA of Mizuhopecten yessoensis (Yesso scallop), 4549 nucleotides long. RefSeq lists its product as uncharacterized. The coding region runs from base 251 to 1468 and encodes 405 amino acids. The record is from RefSeq and is a predicted model, not a curated record. NCBI's taxonomy places the organism in Eukaryota, Metazoa, Mollusca, Bivalvia, Pectinida, Pectinidae. Gene Ontology annotation, molecular function: protein binding. The transcript is spliced from 3 exons.